CAGAAGACCACUCGAUCCCUGUCAGCGACGUCGAGUGAAAACACGCCCGCAACCGGGCAGUGUCUUUAAGGCCGAUACGGACGAUGAAGACGCAAGUUCUCGUGUACGAGACUGAUGUCUGGAGCGAAAGGGAAAUCGAGGGGAUGGUUGAUAAUCACGAGGAGCUAGACUUGUCCCUGGCGAGCAGUCUUCAACUGCGACAUCCAUUGCAGGACCGGUGUAAGUGACAUGAGUUGUACUUGUACAGAUGAUGAUAUACCCGAAGUUUUCUAUCCUAGAUCUUGAUAAGCGCAAGCCUCUACUUUGACCAAAUCAUGGCGAUAUCUACGAUGGCACUCUGCAAGGUCAUUGGUCGUCCUCCCUUAAUCCUUGAAGACUUUGAAUCGGUCCUCGAUCGGCGCGAAACUCUUCGCGGCGGCAUCGGCAGCAGGAACACCAAACGGCAUGAUGGCACUCGACGUCCAUGUCUCCGGGAGACCGAACUCGGCUCUGAUGGCGCUCGCGAGGGCGGGAUUCGCUCCGUAGUGCUGCAGCGAGGCGCCGAGUCCCUCCGCGUCCAGAGCGGUCCACACGAUGUACUGCAGGAUGCCCGCCCCGUUCUGGCUCCACACCGGGAACUGCGUGGCGUAUCUGUUCAUAAGAAAAAAGACUCCGAGAUCAGCAGAGCGAACGUGGGUGGGGCGAAUGGCUCCGUACGCAGGUAUCUUGGCGAUCAGCCCGUCGACGACGGCCUGGUCCUCCCAGAACAGGACAGACCCGUAGCUGUUCGUGAAGCCGUCGAUUCGUUUCUCCGCUGCGUCUUUGCGGUCGCCUAGGGAAACAGCAUCAAUGUAUGCAGGCCAAACGUCAAGCACGAAGCAGCAGACCAUCAAGACCGGCGACAGCCGAUUCGCGCACCAGCGACCAGAGCUUCUGGUUCUUUUCUCCGAGAACGAGGACUGCGCGCGCGGACUGCGAGUUGAAGGACGAGGGCGCGUUCAGCAGGGCGCUCUUGAUGAUGCCCUCGAGUUUUUCGUCCGGGAUGGAGGACUUGGGCGAGAGCGCGUAGCGGCUGCGGCGGGCAGCGACAGCGGCGAGGAAGGCGGUAGACAUUGUAGGCUAGGUUGGGAUGAGCGGGAUGGGAGGUGAGCCCAUCCCCCGCCCGUCUUUAUGGGACCCGACGAGAUGGAUGAACGAAUUAUGCGGAUGAUGUGUAAGAUAACGAAAUCACGCCCACGCAACGACAUGACUGAGGAGCGUGCGCUGAGCGAGCACAGUGGGCCUGCUGGUCGGCCUGAGCUUCGGGAUUAUGCUAUCGAUCGUCCGGGUAAUUGCCAGGGAAUCAGCAUACGGGCGACCUCGCCUGGUUGAAGUUCAAUAUGAAUAUCAUGUCUUGUAAAAGUCACGUGGUGAUACGCUUCUUAGAUCGAGCUCUUUCGAGUGCUACAUGCCCUUGUAAGUCAACUACCGCGGAAUAAAUGGAGGAGUCGUCUCUUUCUUACACUUCUGAAUCGGAAAUCGCAUCUUCAGUGCAGGAAGAAUAUUACGUUCCGCCAAUCCUCAACCAGCUAGCUCACUGAACAGCUGAUGGCAUCGAGUAGCAUGCUGUUGACCGUGAUGAACUGGCACACGAAUGCCUGGAGAAGUUUACAGAUGGUAUUUUUAUAUCUCAAAUUCUGCCCGAAUCGAUUUGUUCGAUAUUUCUCCGUUACUUCCAUAAGUGCGUUGUUUCCAAAUAGAAAAUAACGCGUGACUCUCAUUCAAGUUGAAGAUGAAGUCUUGAGCCGUAAGAAGAGCUGAGGGGCAGUCUUGGCGGGCACUUUGGGACUCGCAGCCUUCGACGCGCUGACAGUACCCGACAUUCACCUAUUCCCAGCAUCUGUGGACAAGCGUGGGACGGUGAGGAACCAGCUCUGACAGGUGGAACGGGCAGUCGAGAUCCUUAUUCGCCGCCAGUGGCAUGUCUCAAAGUGAGAGCUUAAUGGCUAUGAUUUCACUCCAGGCGGAUGAUAACGAGCGCCACGCACAGAAAAGCCCCUCGUCGCGGAGACUUUCGAGUUCUCGGCCAAAGACAGAGCGCAACAUUCCGCGAGGAUUUGCCCACAAUGCCAGCGGACAGGUGAGCCCGCACCCUGAACUUUUGCGCGGUGGCAAUGAGGGAGCCCAGGCUCGGUAACGACGGCGACAUCGCAGACGACAUUCGCCAGGUUCCUACCUCUCAAAAAGCAGGCAGUGUGGUAUUGUACGAAAUGUGAAUGGAGGAGGGCGAUCAACGAGAGGUGAGUAGGGACUAGUAACCUCGUAGAACUCGCGGCGCGUAAGACUGACAUGUGUUGAGAGUUGGGAACCAGCCGUGUCAAAGAGCGCGAUCAUAGGACGGCCGUCGACCAGUGAAGAGGUCAAUCCCAUGUAUAGGAUGGCGGAAAUGUGGUAUCGACCACCUGCAGAUGUGUUGACCGAACCACAAGCCAAUCCGAAGCACAGCGUGACGGAGGAGGGUCGAAAGUAAUGAAAGUUUGAGACUGAACACUUUUUGUCUCGCGCUGCUGUGACUCACGCAAGAGAGCAGCUCAGAAAGCGCCGACUGCUGAGUCGGAGGCUGGCACGGUGACGGCAAGGUGGCACAUGUCCCAUCAGUGCAUCAGGCUCACAUGAUCAACGGGUGUCGGCCGGUGUCAAAUCUGUGGCUGUGGCUGGUCAACAACGGCGGAGUUGGAAUUCAUUUCGACGCGCUCCUCCAUGUCUGCUACACUUCCGAUCACAUAAACCAUUUCUUCAGCCCUCAGACGCGACUAGGAAGCGUGUCUUCAAACUUUGCUCAUCCGACCCUCCGAACUGCAGUCCCUUCCCAUGUCGCAAUCACAAUCGCAAUCGGACGAAGAAGGGCGCUUCUCUCCGCAUUCGAGCGAUGAUGAGAAGCUCUAUGAGGUUAUCGAGAUCUUGAAGGAGAGCAAGUCGAAGUACUUGGUCAAGUGGGCAGGCGUGGACAGUAGAGGCAAGCCCUGGCCAGAUGAUUGGGUGCCGAAACAAGAUGUGACGAAUCAACUGGUAUCGACCUGGAAGAAGAAGAAGGCUCUGCUGCGCGAGAAGAAAGCUGAGAAGGCUGCGCGCGCUACAUCGAAAGCGUCCACUGCUCGUGCGCGUCGUGCAUCAACAAGUACUACACCCCGCGCACAACGCUCGACCCGUUUCUCCUCGCACACUAGUGCACUUACUGGCGAUGGUCACCGGGAAGAUGUCCACGGAGCCAUCUCGACUACUUCAACUCUCGGAAAGAAGCGUCGACGUUCACAGCCUGUUCCUGAAGAAGAGGAAGAGGAAGAGGAGGAGCAGCGGCCAGAGCCAGCAUCCAGUCGGCCUCUUCCUCGCAAGCGGCCUCGGUUGGUUGACGAUCAGGAGGUUCAACCCCAGCCCGACCCUGCUCCUCUCUCUUCGGUCGGCAGCCGAUCCAAGAGCAGAGAGAAACGAAGUCCAGUCCUUCUGGACUCGAAGGUCGAGGAGGAAGAGGAGUCUGGAGAUAUCUCUGCACUCGAGCCAGAGCACGCGCAUGGACCAGAAGAGCUGCAGCUCGACUCGCAGGCGCUCUCUCCAGGGGGAAUAGAGCGGCUAGCGCAAUUCGACCUCGAUAUGAUGCAGCCAGCACAGACGCAGAAAAGCCAACCGCUAUUUCUGGCAGCCUCGGAUGACGACAGCGACGACAAUUUGUUGUCCCCGCAGCGCUCACCCGCAAAGGCGCCGUCCCUGUCUUCCAUUCCCGUUCGUCGAGCGAAAUCACCAGUGGUAUCCGAUUACGAAGGCGAAUAUCAGUCGCCGUCACGUCCUCGGGCUUCCUCCUCACAUCGCGUAAUUGACCAGUCGUAUCGCUCGGGAGAUAUCCCGGAAACUCAAUCCGCGUCGCCUUCGCCGCUAUCUGCGCCGAAACGUCCGCCGAAAGAGUCUACGGCUGGCCAAACAAGGAGGCGCUCACCUGAUGAGGGCCUAGCUCCGAUUCCUAUGAUGACUGCGUCCCGAUUCGUUGCCCGUGCUGGUCAGAAUGGGAUGUAUGCUAAUGAAGGGGACGAUCUGGAUACCCCGAUGAGUAGCAUCGAACAGUUCAGCUCGCCCAUCAAACCAGACGCGCAUGCGGUGAAGAAGUUGAAACGACGUUCAUCGAAGGCAGAAGAGUUGAUCAGGAUCCCCAUACGAAGAGGCUCGGAAGCGCGCGAGGAGCAGGGGGUUGCGAUCAAUCACGACGUCGUCGUCGCUCGCGGUGUUGAGCUGGCAGCGAAGGCUUAUAAGGAGCGUCGUCAGGAGGCAGCGGCGUAUCGGAUGUUCGACGCGCCUCGCGUUUGGCAAAACCCGGAAUCGCAGACCCAAGCGGCGACGAGUCAGAGCGUUACCGAGGCCGAUGGUAUGGAGUCGAUUGUCAGGAAGACCGAGUUUUCUCCCGCGACUCGGUUUGCUAUGCGGGAGGAGGAAGAGGAGAACACCCAGGACUUGCUCAAUGAACGACUCGGACUGCGACAAGAAGAGGAAGAGGAGAAAGGUGCAAGUGAUAUGGAGGACGUCCAGGAACAACUUUCAGAGCCCGAAGUCCAGCUCGAGGCUCAGUUCUCGGAGCACGAGACGGAGAUAGAGCCAUCGGUCGAUCUCGACGCGGCAGAAAAGUCCGCUUGGAACAUCGAACAGGCUUCGCAGCGAAAUACGUCCGAUCGACUGGAGCCGGCGGAGGAAUCGAUAGAGUUGAAAUACCCUGCUGAUGCAGAGGAUGAAGGAGGAGCGCCCGAUGAACUUGGCGAACUGGCCUACCCCAGCAACGACGACGACGAGGCUGCCCCCGUCAUUAACGGCAGGACGGCACGGACUCGAUCCCCCUUUGUACAUCCUUCCAAUGAGAGCUAUGAGCUUCCACCGACUGCCUCCACUCGCGAAGGAGGUGGAGAUCUCAAAUCGAGCCAUCCGGCGGUCGUUCUUGAUCCAGAUGCCAUGAUGACUUUGUUGAACCACAAAUCUGAUGAAUGCAAGCAACUCGAGGCUGAACUGAGCCAUGAACGAUUAGCUCUGGUAGCCCAGCGAGCGAAGAACCACAAUCUCGAACAGGAGAUUCAAUUUCUGCAAUCACAACUUGAUCAGGACCCUCGCGUAGUCGUCACAGAUGCGGCCGACGAAUCCUUGAUUGCAGAACGCCAGCUCAAGGACGCGGCGAUCGCCGAGCGGGACACUCUACAGAGCAAGCUAGCCGAUGCCGAAAAGCAGGUCGAACUGUUCCGCGAGUACUAUGGGAAAGCAUCCGAGUUCGGCAGCGAAAAGUCGAAGGAGAACAAAGCACUACAGGAGCAGCUGACGAUGGCAGAGAGUGCCAAGACUCAGGGUGUCGCUUUGGUCAGGGCGACUUUCGAGAAACGGAUCGAACAGCUCCAGACGGACGCCAACAGCUGGCGUAAUCAGGCUGAUUUCCUCCGGCAACAAGCCAUCCGAACGAACGACGACGGUCUCAGGAGGCGGGCCGCUGAAUACCCGGAGCUCCACCGACGGUACGAGAAGCUGGUCUUUGACAACGAAGUGUAUCAGGACCGCCUGGACGCUCAGGACGAGGAUCUGCGCGCCAAGAUCGACGAACUGCAAAUGCUACACGAACAAAUCGCCGAGCUCAAAUCACAGGCAGUAGUCCUGGAUGGAAGGAGUCAGGUAUAUCGAUGUGCGUGGCGAAUAGAAGGAUCGGAACUAGCUUGCCCGGUGUUCUGCACCUCAAGAGAGGACCUCGUCAUCCACGCUAGAAUGCACGUGCUUCAACCCCCUGAUCAUUGAAUGGACGACUACCCCGUAUAGUGUGUAUCUGUCUGUAAUCUGUAGUGUAACAACAAGUCGUGCAACAGAUCACGUUACCGCGAAUAAUCUUCCCUCCCGUUGCCAGUCCACAGUCGUCUAUCCCUUUCUUAUCCCUCUGGCCCGCCUUCGUUCUCCAACCUCAUCGCCUAGCGCAGGACCCAGCGAUGUUCCUAUACCCUCUUCUACAUUUUGCAAUAUCUGCUCUACUAUUCGAUUUCGCUCGGGCCUAUAUCUACCCGACAUUUCCUGUUGCCAACUCGCGACUCGCCCCGGGGAAGAACGCGACGCUCAGAUGGAAGGACAACGACAAGCACCCCUUGAUCUCUGAGAUGAACGCGGUCAGGAUCGAUCUGUGCACACCGAACGGGACCGUGCUGCACAAUCUCGCUCAGGGCGUGGAUCCGGCUGUCCUGCACAGAGUCGUGCACAUCCCCAACACGCUGUCGUCUGGAACUUUCGCGAUCACGUUCAAAUGCGAUGACCCGCCCCUCCGAAUGUGGACCGCGGACUUCACGAUCGACGCGAACCCGGACGCGGUUAGCAGCGUGUCGGCUGACGGCGGCCCGGCCACGCAGACCGCAGUCGAGACCGCUCAGACCGUGGACGCAACGAACACACAGACGCAGACGCAAGAAGCUGACGACGAGGUGACGCUUGUUCUCCCGGAUGCGACGGUCGUGCGCUCGCUCCUCGCGAAUCCGACCAUGGGUGCCUCGACGACGGUUGUGGCGGAUCCGCUGCCGCAGGUUGGAGGUGCGGGCACGGGACUGAGUCACAUACUGUCUCAGGAUCAGAAGGGAGGAGCGAGUGCGAGAGGAAUAGGCGGGGAGAUGAUGAUGGGAGUGACGGUGAUGGCGGUGGUUAGCUUACUUAGCUUGCCGGUGUAGUCCUGCUGCUCCGCGUUUGUAUGAGGAGCAUGAAUUGUAUUGUAAAACAUCCCAGCAUUUACAUAUCUUCUACACUACACGUCUGUUAGCU
Molecule: messenger RNA, 6765 nt
Organism: Mycena citricolor
Lineage: Eukaryota; Fungi; Basidiomycota; Agaricomycetes; Agaricales; Mycenaceae
Source: the annotation of a GenBank genome assembly